AUGACUAACCAUGGAGAUGGCUGCUAUUUCUUCUUCAACACCACAUGUGCUAAAGGCGACAGCUGCCCCUUCAGACACUGUGAAGCCGCCAAGGGCAGUAAUUUCGUCUGCAGCCUGUGGCAGGAGAGACGCUGCUCCCAACAGGUCUCCAUGUUCUGCCACAUGCAGAUCAAGGUAAAUAGAAAGGAGAUUGCAUGUUACUUUGAGACCCAGCCUGCUGGCUGCCAGAAGCAGCACUGUGCCUUCCACCAUGACAAACCCCACUUCAUAGAAGCCAAUCCACAGCUCCGUGGGGUCAUCAAGACGGAGACUCAGGUGAAUGUUCCCAGACCCACAAACCUGCCUGUGGUCAUCAACCGAGCAGAUGAUGUUGAGGACGAAGAUGCACAAAGCUACAGCUCAAAGAUCCCCAGCUCAAAGAUACCCAGCACAACGCUACAGCUCAAAGAUCCCCAGCUCAAAGAUACCCAGCACAAAGCUACAGCUCAAAGAUACCCAGCACAAAGCUACAGCUCAAAGAUACCCAUCUCAAAGAUUCCCAGCACAACGCUACAGCUCAAAGAUCCCCGGCUCAAAGAUACCCAGCACAAAGCUACAGCUCAAAGAUACCCAUCUCAAAGAUACCCAGCACAAAGCUACAGCUCAAAGAUCCCCAGCUCAAAGAUUCCCAGCACAAAGCUACAGCUCAAAGAUCCCCAGCUCAAAGAUUCCCAGCACAAAGCUACAGCUCAAAGAUCCCCAGCUCAAAGAUCCCCAGCACAAAGCUACAGCUCAAAGAUCCCCAUCUCAAAGAUACCCAGCACAAAGCUACAGCUCAAAGAUCCCAAGCUCAAAGAUACCCAGCACAAAGCUACAGCUCAAAGAUACCCAGCUCAAAGAUACCCAGCACAAAGCUACAGCUCAAAGAUUCCCAGCACAAAGCUACAGCUCAAAGAUCCCCAGCUCAAAGAUACCCAGCACAAAGCUACAGCUCAAAGAUCCCCAGCUCAAAGAUCCCCAGCACAAAGCUACAGCUCAAAGAUACCCAGCUCAAAGAUACCCAGCACAAAGCUACAGCUCAAAGAUCCCCAGCUCAAAGAUACCCAGCACAAAGCUACAGCUCAAAGAUACCCAGCUCAAAGAUACCCAGCUCAAAGAUUCCCAGCACAAAGCUACAGCUCAAAGAUCCCCAGCUCAAAGAUACCCAGCACAAAGCUACAGCUCAAAGAUACCCAGCUCAAAGAUACCCAGCUCAAAGAUACCCAGCGCAAAUAUACCCAGCUCAAAGGAACAAUGGAGCAACCCUUCAAGAAGCUGGAUGAGGACCAGGGGCCCAUCCCCAGCCUCAUGAAGACCAAGCAGCCGGCUGUGGAAGCAAUUCCAGGUAACUCCCAGGGACCCACCCACCUAAACAUGCCCAGCCGGAGGGCCCUUCAUGUGGGAGGAGUGAAGGUGAAAACCCUGGAGGAGAUCCACAGGGAGAAGGCUGCCAGGAUGCAGGCCCAGGGACAGGAGGCGUCCAAUGGGAAAAUCCUAGGCUCUGCCUCAGACUCCGGAAAGGGAGAGGCUUCGCAGGCCACAGCUGCCGGAGAGAGCAGGCCUCCAUCAGCCAACCAGAGGGCUCCACUGAGGCAGAAUCUGCACAGAAACAGCCCACAGACCCCGCCGCCUCCAGAAGGAGAAGAUUAUGCCCUCUGUCAUAGUGACGGUCAACCCACCGGCCACGUACUUGCCCCCCUCAUCACACUGGAGGCACCCGCCCCGGCACCCAAGGUCCCCCUCUGUCAGCACAUCACUCUCAAACCCAAGGUAGCCCCCCCUGUUCUCUGCGCCUCCCCCCAGCAGGGCUCUCCACUGAGGCAGGCAGAGGCAGACCCACCAUCCCUCAGCCCCAGGAGCUCCAGCACUGCCCCAGGCAAGAGGAAGAGAGGCUCCACGGGAAGUGCCAGUCCCCCAAAAAAGUCUGCCUUAACAGCAGCAGCCUUCCCUGGACCCUCUGUGGACGAGGCUCCGGUUGAGAAGGCUCCAGAUGGAGCCCAGAAUAAAUCUCCUGAGAGAGCUACUAAAGUAUCUUUGUUGAAGGAGCUGAUCUACGCUGCCAUGCCCAUCAUAGCGGUGCUGGUGUAA
This is a messenger RNA of Oncorhynchus kisutch (coho salmon), 2106 nucleotides long. RefSeq names its product zinc finger CCCH domain-containing protein 11A-like. The transcript is spliced from 8 exons. Gene Ontology annotation, biological process: poly(A)+ mRNA export from nucleus. Gene Ontology annotation, molecular function: metal ion binding. The record is from RefSeq and is a predicted model, not a curated record. NCBI's taxonomy places the organism in Eukaryota, Metazoa, Chordata, Actinopteri, Salmoniformes, Salmonidae. The coding region runs from base 1 to 2106 and encodes 701 amino acids.